AUGGAAAUUGUGGCAGGGCAGGCCAGUUUGGCAGUUGCCGAACGCCUCAAUGCAAAAGUCAAUGAAGCUGCCGAAGUGGAGGGAAAAGCUAAUCGUGUUCCAUCUGACGCACAAAAUGCUACUCGUGUGCCGGAAGAACAAGAUCAAGAUAGCGGACCAGGAAACAUGACAGACACCCACACAGCAGCAGUAGAGCCUGUCCCAGAACCUGGCUUGUACCGAACAAACCUUGUGAAUCCGCAAUCUCAGCCAGGUGCGUUCCUGGGUGCACCAGGAGGACGGUUGCAACGAAACCCCAACUUAAACUAUGGCCUUCUUGGUGCUCAUAAUUCGGGCACUGAUAGUGGUCCAGGAGAUCUCCGUGUUGGUACGGCAGGACAGAUAUCGACAAACGAAGGUUUGGUACAAGCUAAUGCUGUAGAGGAUGAUACGGCCGAAUUGAUGCAUGCCAAUCCAGUUGAUCUGGAAGCUGCCCAGCACCGCACACUACAGAAGAAACAGCAACAGAGAAAUUUCUUGGCAGCAGUUCUUUGGUUGUUGCUGGUUGUUGCCAUUAUUGUGGGCUUUGUGGUGGGAACCCAAAAGAACAAGGAGCCAAAAGUGGUUGUCCUUGAGUCAACGGAGGCUCCAACAGUUCAUGGCUCCAUGCAACCCUCUGAGGUCCCGUCCAUAGCUCCCACUGGUUCUCUGGACUUGCUGUUGGAUAGACUACCCGAAUAUACUUUGGCCAGCAUCAACAGUGGAAGUGAGACGCCUCAGUGGAAAGCAUGGUGGUGGCUAGCCAAUCACCAAAACAUUACCUUUCUUCCAGAAUGGAGAAAGACACAGCUGUUUGCUCUCGCAACUUUUUUCUAUGCGUUUCAGGGAGAGAACUGGAAUCCAUUGAUAAAGGAUUUUGGAUGGAUGGAUGAUACUGUCGAAGAGUGCGACUGGUUCUCCAGUGGGUUUGGAUAUUUCGCUCUUGGAAAAUACAAUCAAGCACCAUAUCCAAUUUUGUCCUGCAAUGAUAGAGGAGAGUACACCUCUCUUCAUCUUGAACACCUGCGGCUUCAUGGUGCUGGUCUCUCACCAUUUAUUCCACCCGAGAUUACCCUCUUGACUGCAUUGGCCAAGAUUAGAUUGCAAGUUACUGACAUUUCUAUGUCAAUUUCAUCUCUGUUGCCAACAAAACUUCUUCACGAGAUGACUGGAUUGACAACGUUGAACUUGUCAGGAAAUGAGUUCACUGGCAAAAUUCCCUCUGAGAUUUCACUAAUGAGUUCAUUGUCUGGACUUUUCUUGGGAUUAAAUCAGUUGUCAGGCCAAAUUCCCUCUGAGAUUGGACUAUUGACUUCCUUGGCCCGGCUUUCUUUACCAGAGAAUGAGUUGACCGGUCAGUUGCCUUCUGAGCUUGGGCUCCUACGCUCAUUGGAAACCCUUUUCCUAUCUACCGGUACCAAUCAGUUCACCGGUGAACUGCCUUCAGAGCUUGGGCUUCUGACAUUACUGAAAACAGUUUUCCUGACAGCCAGUCUGAUGACCGGCCCAAUUCCUUCUGAGCUUGGGCUUCUGACCUCAUUGGAAGGGCUACUAUUUAGUGAUAAUCAGUUCACUGGUCCGAUUCCAUUUGAGCUCGGGAAGCUAACUUCUUUGACUUCUUUAUCAUUGAAUCAACAUCAGCUCACCGGUCAAAUCCCAUCCGAACUUGGUCUUUUGACCUCAUUGGACUUUCUUUGGCUUGCUGAAAAUAGGUUGUUGGGUCCCAUUCCUUCUGAGCUGGGAAUGCUGACUGCAUUGACUUGGUUAGAGUGCGAUCAGAAUCAGCUCACGGGUCAAGUCCCUUCGGAGCUUGGGCUCAUGGUGUCAUUAUUAUGGAUUGACCUUUCUGAGAGUCGGUUCACAGGUCCACUGCCUUCUGAGCUAGGGCUCCUGACCUCACUGAGUCGGCUUUCCCUAUUUGACAAUCAGUUCACCGGAACAAUCCCGACUGAAAUUGGCAUGAUGACAGCUUUGACAUCCCUUGCUCUUCACAACAACAGCCUGGCAGGAACACUGCCCAGCCAACUGAAUGCAUCUAUAGAAUUGAGGCUGUAUGGGAACCAGUUCUCGGGAACUGUUCCAGACCAUCUGUGUUCUUUGCUGGGGUGCAAUUGUUCCCUAAAUGAAACUCCCCCUGUUUCCACCUGUGCUGGUCUCACAGAAGCUCCGGUUGAGUGGCCUGGGUUGUUUCCAACCAGUGGUGCUGAUGUCAUGCUGAAUAUCCAAACUGAUGAAUAUCCGGAGGAAACAUCAUGGAUUUGGCAGAAGGAAACGAAUGUGACUGGUAUUUGGGACACACUGGAAUCGGGUGGUCCACUGGGCAUUGGAUAUUAUCUUUACUCCUCUCUCUUCCUGGUCAAUUCGGGCACAGCCUACAGAUUGAUUGUGUCAGACAUUUUUGGCGAUGGCAUACCCUCUGGCUGGAUCACUGUGACAGCCACCAACCAAACAGUGUUGUAUUCUUUGGUAGGCGCAGAGGAUUUUUCUGAAAUCACCGUUGACGUUUUGGUCGGAGCAGAUGGAUCUUUUGAUGCGAUCAAUUCUACAGCUCUGUAA
This is a messenger RNA of Seminavis robusta, 2574 nucleotides long. The record is from the annotation of a GenBank genome assembly. NCBI's taxonomy places the organism in Eukaryota, Bacillariophyta, Bacillariophyceae, Naviculales, Naviculaceae.